AUGCCUCCAAGACUAAUAAUAGUAACAUCUCCAAGACCAACAAUAAUAACACCUUCAAGACUAGCAAAAUUAGAAAAAAUAAAGCAUAUAAAUAAUUACUUAUAUAGUAAUAUUUUAUUUAAAUUAGAUAAUUCGACCUAUGACCCUUUAGAAGAUGAUAACUAUAACAUUGAUGAAGGCAGACCCUUGAACAAUCUUUUGAGAGAAAACUUAGAAAAGGAAGAGAAAAAUGUUGAUAAUGAUUAUAGAAAUCUCGAUAAAUAA
Molecule: messenger RNA, 264 nt
Organism: Cetraspora pellucida
Lineage: Eukaryota; Fungi; Glomeromycota; Glomeromycetes; Diversisporales; Gigasporaceae
Source: the annotation of a GenBank genome assembly